Messenger RNA from Penicillium bovifimosum, 972 nucleotides. RefSeq lists its product as uncharacterized. The transcript has 5 exons. The coding region runs from base 1 to 972 and encodes 323 amino acids. Gene Ontology annotation, molecular function: arylformamidase activity. The record is from RefSeq and is a predicted model, not a curated record. NCBI's taxonomy places the organism in Eukaryota, Fungi, Ascomycota, Eurotiomycetes, Eurotiales, Aspergillaceae.
AUGGCUCAAUCGCCCUUCGAUACACCAUUCGACCAACUUCCCAACCCUAGACAGGUCUGGCUGGGAAAGCCCGGUAGCUAUGAAGAGGGAUUGGGAAAAUUAGCUAUUCUUACCCCUGAGGUUGUCGCCGCAGCGGCCGCUAGCGAGAUCAAAUGUGGUCGACGAGUGACGAUGGGAUGGGAAAUGACAAAAUUGGAUUAUCCCAACCUCAACCGCCAGCCAUGUCACCAUCAGAUUGUGCCUCUUCUGCGUGGCGUGGCGUUCGAUGAUAUCUAUACUAUGAACCCACAGCAAAGUAGCCAGUGGGAUGGCCUUCGUCAUUUCUCCCAGACAGUGCCUGGUCAAACCGAACGGGUGUUCUACGGCGGUACAACUAGCGAGGAAAUAACCGAUCGAAAGAAUGAUCGGAUUGGCCUCCAGCAUUGGGCCCGAGAGGGCAUUGCAGGACGUGGAGUCUUAAUUGACUACGCAUCAUGGGCCGAGAAAAAGGGAAUCAACUAUACCACUUUUUCCACCCACCAAGUGAAGCUGACCGACAUCCUCGAAAUCGCAAAGGAGAACAACAUCACCUUCAAAAAGGGUGAUAUUCUUUUCGUCCGCGUCGGUGUCACCAAGGAGUGGGAUACGUCUAUGACAGACGCCCAAAAACAAGCUUACUCCGAUAAUCCCAGCCCAGAGCAUGCUGGAGUCGAAGCGACCACGGAGGUUCUCCGUUUCUUGUGGGACACCGGUUUCUCUGCCAUCGCCGGUGAUGCUAUCAGUUGGGAGGUUUACCCACCCCAAUCUCCUGAUAUCUUCCUCCACGAAUAUGUGCUUGCUGGAUGGGGAAUGCCGAUCGGGGAACUUUUCGACCUGGAGGCGUUGGCCCGCACUUGUCAGGAACUCCAACGGUGGAGCUUUUUCGUGGCGUCUGUACCUUUGAACAUGCCCGGUGGAGUUUCUUCGCCCCCGAAUGUGAUGGCUAUCUUCUGA